AUGGACGCCUGUCGCCUCCUCCUCCUCCUCCUCCUCGGCUUCCUCGCCGCCGUCGCGCCCCUGGCCUCCGCCCAGCUCUCCCCCGAGUUCUACAAGGACUCCUGCCCGGACGCCGAGAAGAUCGUCGCCGCCGUCAUCGAGAAGAAGCUCAAGGAAGACCCCGGCACCGCCGCCGGCCUCCUCCGUCUCAUCUUCCACGACUGCUUCGCCAAUGGCUGCGACGCGUCCAUCCUGAUCGACCCUCUCUCCAACCAAAGCGCGGAGAAGGAGGCCGGGCCCAACAUCUCGGUGCGCGGCUUCGAGGUCAUCGACGAGGCCAAGAAGGAGCUGGAGGCCAAGUGCCCCAACACCGUCUCCUGCGCCGACAUCGUCGUCCUCAGCGCCCGCGACUCCAUCCACCUCGCCGGCGGCCCCGCCUACAAGGUGCAAAUGGGCCGCCGCGACUCGCUCGUCUCCAACCGCGAGGAGGCCGACAACAACCUGCCCGGCCCGGACAUCCCCGUCCCCAAGCUCGUGUCCGAGUUCCUCUCCAGGGGCUUCACUGCCGAGGAGAUGGUGGUGCUCCUCGCCGGAGGCCACAGCAUCGGCAAGGUCAGGUGCAUCUUCAUCGAGCCCGACGCCACGCCCAUGGACUCGGGCUACCAGGCCAGCAUCAGCAAGCUCUGCGACGGGCCCAACCGGGACACGGGAUUCGUCAACAUGGACGAGCACAACCCCGACUCCAUCGACGGCACCUACUUCGCCAACGUCAUCGCCAAGAAGAUGCCGCUCACCAUCGACCGUCUCCUGGGGAUCGACUCCAAGACCACGCCCAUCAUCAAGGACAUGCUCAACAAGCCCGACGACUUCCUGCCCUCCUUCGCCAAGGCCAUGGAGAAGCUCAGCGAGCUCAAGGUCAUCACCGGCAAGGACGGGGAGAUCAGAAAGACAUGCUCCGAGUUCAACAACCCCAUGCCCGCCACCGGGGGCUCGGUCAUACGGAUCAGCUCCGCCAACCCCGAGGACCUCGAGGGGUUGUCCUCCGGAGGGAAGGAGGUGUCCGGCAUCGUCUCGCAGGGCUCCAAGGACCCCCUGCCGGAGGCCAAGGUCGUCGACGGGCACCGCAAGAAGGUGGCCGGCAGGCACCACAAGCUCCGCGGAGACAGCUCCUAG
This is a messenger RNA of Lolium rigidum, 1152 nucleotides long. RefSeq names its product peroxidase 44-like. Gene Ontology annotation, molecular function: peroxidase activity; heme binding. Gene Ontology annotation, biological process: hydrogen peroxide catabolic process; response to oxidative stress. The coding region runs from base 1 to 1152 and encodes 383 amino acids. NCBI's taxonomy places the organism in Eukaryota, Viridiplantae, Streptophyta, Magnoliopsida, Poales, Poaceae. The record is from RefSeq and is a predicted model, not a curated record. The transcript has 2 exons.